This is a messenger RNA of Daphnia pulex (common water flea), 1954 nucleotides long. RefSeq names its product serine/threonine-protein kinase/endoribonuclease IRE2-like. NCBI's taxonomy places the organism in Eukaryota, Metazoa, Arthropoda, Branchiopoda, Diplostraca, Daphniidae. Gene Ontology annotation, molecular function: RNA endonuclease activity; protein serine/threonine kinase activity; ATP binding. The record is from RefSeq and is a predicted model, not a curated record. Gene Ontology annotation, cellular component: IRE1-TRAF2-ASK1 complex. Bases 263 to 1597 code for a protein of 444 amino acids. The transcript has 4 exons. Gene Ontology annotation, biological process: IRE1-mediated unfolded protein response; protein phosphorylation; intrinsic apoptotic signaling pathway in response to endoplasmic reticulum stress.
AUUUUUUGAACAAAUAACUCGACUAAAAAUGGUGUAAGAAUAAAUAAUGCUUCCGCCAUCCAGAUUUUUUCAAAUGUUGGAUAUUUCGCCUGUUUUUUUACCUGAUUAUCUAAAGCACUAUCUUUGAAAAAUUGCUUUCCGUUAUCAUACACUUUAUGACGGUCGACUGCAUUUGCGUAAGAUUCGUUCGAAGCAGCAAGUCACACUGUCAAACCACUCCUAACAGCCUUCACAUUCGUGCUGAAAUUUCAAAGUUGCGAUAAUGUUACAAAACAACAACAUGGAAAUCCAAUACAAUAGGGAAGUUCCAUUAGGAGAAGGUGGCUAUGGUUCAGUGUUUCCAGGAACGUUUCAAGGUCGUGAAGUGGCAGUCAAAAGAGUUCUCCUUAACAUGGCUAACGGUAAUGAAGAAGAAGCUUUAAAAAAGUUAGAUCACCCAAAUAUCGUCAAACUCUUCCAUGUUGAGCGCACCGACGAUUUCAUGCUAUUUGCUUUGGAGCUCUGCACCGCGUCAUUGGAUCAGGUAUUUCUAAGGCCUGAUCAUCCUGAAAAAUACAAAGGGCCUAAAUUGCCAUACCAUUUUGAAGUUUUCUCGCAAUUGGCUUCGGGUCUCGAGUACAUACAUUCCAAGAAUUUAAUUCAUCGAGAUAUAAAGCCGGAAAAUGUUCUCAUCUCGGUUGACUCCAGCACUAAUACGCAAGACGUUGAGGUAACAAUGAAAUGGGCUGAUUUUGGUCUGUCCAGGACCGUGAAUGAGCGAGGGACAUUUACGAUGACUAGUGGAGUGAAAGGAACCAGAAACUGGUACGCGCCCGAGUUGCUAAAACUACUACUUCAGGAAUCUCAAACGGGUGGGCAGCGGCAACUCAGAGGCACCGUCAAAAGCGACAUUUUUGCAUUAGGUCUCGUCUUCGCUUAUCUUCUGUUAGACGGCCAACACAUUUACGGUUCUAAUGAGUUUGACAUUCCUAAAAACAUCUUGGAUGGUACAGCAAUCAAUAGGAAUAAAAUAGAUCGAUCGCACUACGCAUAUGAUCUUGUUACCGAAAUGUUAAAAAAUGAAGCGGAACGAAUAUCUUCAUCAAAUAUCGUUAAGCAACUCACAUCAGAAAAAAAUAAGCUUGCAGAAAAAGAAAAGGAACUGUUUGAACUCUGUAUGAUAAGAUACCCAGCUACCUCCAUACUCUUCCCUUGGACAAAUCAAAACGAAAAGUUAAAAACAUUGAUCCGGCAGGGGGUUGAUGUGAAUAAGAAAGACCAGAAUGGAAACAACGCACUCCAUUUAGUGUGCCAAUUUCAUUCGAGCCCGAAAUUAAUCGACACGAUCAAUUUAUUAAUCCAACUCGGGAUCGACGUCAAUGAGAAAAACAACUACGGAGACAACGCACUCCAUUUAUUGUGUCUUAAUAAUUCAAACGAAAGAUUAAUCGACGCAAUCAAAUUAUUAACCCAAAUCGGGAUCGACGUCAAUGAGAAAAACAACUACGGAAGCAACGCACUCCAUUUAUUGUGUUGGAUAAAUUCAAGUGAAAAAUUAAUCGACGCAAUCAAAUUAUUAAUCCAACUCGGGAGCGACGUGAAUCGUGAAUGGCAUUGACGUGCGAUCAUUAUUACGAGAAAAUGAGACUAGAAAUUUCAAUGAAAUCAUAAAACUCUUCGACGAAGCAUCUCUUACAUAAACAUGUGUGCCUGUAAGCUCUGUUUCAAUCAUGUGAAGUGUUUCUAAUAAGGGGAAAUAUAUUAUUUGAACUGUUGACAUUUUCCAAGAAAUAUUUGACGUGAAACAGCUGACAAAGUAAUAGUUGAGAAUAAGUUAUGUUUCAGAAAUUAAAACCCAUUAAAGCUAGUAAUAAGGCGGUGAAUACAUAACAUCAUACGUCAUCGACUGUGAAGGCUCAACGAUUUCAGUAACAGGUUAGUCGACGCCGAAACAUUUUCCCAUUUCAGCGGCAAC